Messenger RNA from Phytophthora nicotianae INRA-310, 1113 nucleotides. RefSeq lists its product as hypothetical. The transcript has a single exon. The coding region runs from base 1 to 1113 and encodes 370 amino acids. Gene Ontology annotation, biological process: polysaccharide biosynthetic process. Lineage: Eukaryota; Oomycota; Peronosporomycetes; Peronosporales; Peronosporaceae. The record is from RefSeq and is a predicted model, not a curated record. Gene Ontology annotation, cellular component: membrane.
AUGCAGCACUCACACGAGUAUCCAACGAAUGGGCUUCAUCUUGGCUCAGUGGCCGUGGAUGCAUUUUUUGUGCUGUCAUCCUUCUUACUGACCUGGCUUUUCAUGAAGAAGAGCAUGAAAUUAUUUUCACAACAAGCGGGAGCUUGCUCAUGGACGAUCGCCCUGUUGGAUUAUUUCCAGAAACGAUUCUUUCGCGUGUAUCCGUUGUUCGCGGUGACGGCAGUCGUUCUUUCUUGUAUGUCGUUCGAGAACCAGCACCGGUAUUUUCGAUUGAAGAAACCCGAAGACUAUGAGUUGACCAAAGUGCUGAUGCUCUACACUGAUUACCGUCCUCACGUCUUUUGGACGUUGCCACUGGAGAUUGGUUACUAUUUCGUGAUUCCAGCUUUUGUCAUGGUUGCGCUGGCUAUGCGUCGUUACUGGUGGCUUGGAGCUGUUCCUUUAUCAGCGUGGAUCAUACACGAAGGGUGCUAUACGUAUCGAACUAGUCACAUGCCUCUCGCUCCUCAUCUUCACACAUUUUUGGCGGGUUCGUUGGGAGCUGUAGUGUUCGUGAAGUCGGAUUUGUGGAUCAAAAAGACGGGGUUUAACUUCCGAUGGUGGCACACUCUUCUCCUCCGAAUAGUUGAAGGAAUAUCCAUUGCGCUGAUGUUAAGCGUGUCCUUCCAAGGAUUAUUUUUCGACUGGAUCCAUGAAGACCCUGUACCAGCUUCUAAGGGUUUUGGCUUUGUGAGUGUACAGAUGACAAUAGUUUUCGUGAUCGAGAUGCUUCGUCCAUCUUGUAUCUCUACUAUGUUUGAGUGGAGUGUAUUGCGAUACUGGGGAAAGAUCAGUUUCUCAGUUUACUUGCUACAUUCUUUCGUCGUUGACUACCCUCCCGUGAGCCACCAAAAGAAGUAUUUCAAUCGGCUCUUCGCUCGAUUUGGUCUGAUUUUGCUGCUUGCGACGGCGAGCUACCGCCUCAUUGAGUACCCGUCACAGCUACUGGCUCAGAGAAUCUCACGUUUCCUAAAUGAUCAAGACGGGAAGGAAUCAGGAGGCGGCUUGGUAAGAUUUACGUGCAUGGAGCGUAUCAGCAUGAGAAAGCAGAAGGCUCCAGUGGAGGAGAAGUAA